Messenger RNA from Pseudophryne corroboree (corroboree frog), 6390 nucleotides. Its product is annotated as zinc finger protein 850-like. Gene Ontology annotation, biological process: regulation of transcription by RNA polymerase II. Lineage: Eukaryota; Metazoa; Chordata; Amphibia; Anura; Myobatrachidae. Gene Ontology annotation, cellular component: nucleus. The record is from RefSeq and is a predicted model, not a curated record. The transcript is spliced from 8 exons. The coding region runs from base 382 to 5112 and encodes 1576 amino acids. Gene Ontology annotation, molecular function: DNA-binding transcription factor activity, RNA polymerase II-specific.
CUGCAGUUGCAGCAGCAAUAGAUUCCCUGGUUGUGUAGUGACGUCAGGAGCGGCGGCCAUUUCCCCCUGGUCUGAGCUCCGCCUUCCUUCUAUCAUUCCCACAAGGCAGCAGGAGCAGAGAGCAGCCAUUGCUGUGUCUGGCAGCAGGAUUACACAGUAGUGAGGAAGACAUCCAGUGAGUGUGAGACCCCAGCAGCCGUCCAAGUGUGCCAGGAGGACUGAACAGGACCCAGAGACCCAUCACGGUGCCUCCACCUCACUCACUGAUACAUGAGAGGCACAAUGACCAGAAGAUCCUGGAACUCACCAACAAGAUCAUUCAGCUGCUGACUGGAGAGGAGGGUGAGUUUAUAGAGGAACACGGGUCUGUACAAGGACGUGAUGAUGGAGAAUCACCGGCCUCUCACAUCACUGGAUGGACCCAGUAACAAAGAUACCCCAGAGAGAUGUCCCCGUCCUCUGUAUUCCCAGGACUGUACAGAGGAGAAUCACAGGAACCUACAGGAGGAUCAGGAUGAAGACCAGACUGAUAUGAAGGCAGAAUAUAUAGAUGGAGAAGAGACGUAUGUGACUGAUAUGAAGGCAGAAGAUGCAGAGGGAAAAGAAGAGAUGUAUGUGACUGAUAUGAAGGCAGAAGAUAUAGAGGGAGAAGAAGAGACGUAUGUGACUGAUAUGAAGGCAGAAGAUAUAGAGGGAGAAGAAGAGAUGUAUGUGACUGAUAUGAAGGCAGAAGAUAUAGAGGGAGAAGAAGAGACGUAUGUGACUGAUAUGAAGGCAGAAGAUGCAGAGGGAGAAGAGACGUAUGUGACUGAUAUGAAGGCAGAAGAUAUAGAGGGAGAAGAAGAGACGUAUGUGACUGAUAUAAAGGCAGAAGAUAUAGAGGAAGAAGAGACGUAUGUGACUGAUAUGAAGGCAGAAGAUGCAGAGGGAGAAGAAGAGACGUAUGUGACUGAUAUGAAGGCAGAAGACAUAGAGGGAGCAGAAGAGACGUAUGUGACUGACAUGAAAGUAGAAUCUAUAGAGGAAGAAAAAGAAACAUAUAAGACAAAUAUUAAGACAGAAGAUGCAGAGGGAGAAGAGACGUAUGUGACUGAUAUGAAGGGAGAAGAAGAAAUGUAUCUGAUCAAUAUUAAGGUAGAAGAUAUAGAGGGAGAAGAGGAGACGUAUGUGACUGAUAUGAAGGCAGAAGAUAUAGAGGGAGAAGAAGAGACGUAUGUGACUGAUAUGAAGGCAGAAGAUAUAGAGGGAGAAGAGGAGACGUAUGUGAGGGGUGAUCAGCAGUGUAAGGAGGAGGAAAUCCCUACAGAUAUCGGCACAGAUGGGCGCAAUACAAAGAAUACCUCGGAGGAACAUUGCAUUUGGUCUCCAGGUUGUAAAUUAGAAGAUAUCGCACGAGGGUCUUCAGACGAAAACCACCUUUCCCUGAAUAUACAUCCAGCGCUUCACAGUGCAAAUAUAUCAUCUGAUCUCUCUAUUCUUGAAGAGUGCUCUCCUGGUGACUCAAAUAUUGCUUCACAUAGUAAAGAUCAUAGCGGUGAUGCAGUAAUUUCUUCUUCUGAGUAUGGGAAAUGUUUUACACACAAAUCAUCUCUUGUUAGACGUCAGCAAUGUCACACAGAUGAAAAUCCAUUUGCAUGCUCUGAGUGUGGGAAAUGUUUUACACGCAAAUCACAUCUUGUUAGACAUGAGAGAUGUCACACAGGUGAGAAACCAUUUCCAUGCCCCGAGUGUGGGAAAUGUUUUACAGAGAAAUCAAAUCUUCUUGCACAUCAACGACGUCACACAGGUGAGAAGCUAUUUGAAUGCUCUCAGUGUGGGAAAUGUUAUACACAGAAAUCAUAUCUUGUUAUACAUCAGAUAACUCACACAGGUGAGAAGCCAUUUGCAUGCUCUGAGUGUGGGAAAUGUUAUACACAGAAAUCAUAUCUUGUUAUACAUCAGAGAACUCACACAGGUAAGAAGUCAUUUGCAUGUACUGAGUGUGGGAAAUGUUUUACACAGAAAUCACAUCUGGUUAUACAUCAGAGACGUCACACAGGUGAGAAACCAUUUCCAUGUUCUGAGUGUGGGAAAUGUUUUACACAGAAAUCACAUCUUGUUAUACAUGAGAGAAAUCACACAGGUGAGAGGCCAUUUCCAUGCUCUGAGUGUGGGAAAUGUUUUACACAGAAAUCACAUCUUGUUAUACAUGAGAGAAGUCACACAGGUGAGAGGCCAUUUGCAUGUUCCGAGUGCGGGAAAUGUUUUAAAGAUAAAUCUGGCCUUUGUACACACACACAAUUUCACACAGAUGUGAAACCAUUUCCGUGUUCUAAUUGUGAUAAGUAUUUUACUCAGAAAUCAUCUCUUGUUACACAUCAGAGAAUUCACACAGGUGAGAAGCCUUUUCCAUGCUCUGAGUGUGGGAAAUGUUUUACACAGGCAUCAUCUCUUGUUACACAUAAGAGUAGUCACACAGGUGAGAAGCCAUUUCCAUGCUCUGAGUGUGGGAAAUGUUUUACACGGAAAUUACAUUGUGUUAUACAUGAGAGAAGUCACACAGGAGAAAAGCCAUUUCCAUGCUCUGAGUGUGGGAAAUGUUUUACACAUAAAUCAUCUCUUGUUAUGCAUGAGAGAAGUCACACAGGUGAGAAGCCAUUUACAUGCUCUGAGUGUGGGAAAUGUUUUACACAGACAUCAUCUCUUCGUAGACAUGAGAAGUCACAUAGAUAUGGGCGCAAUACAAAGAAUACCUCGGAGGAACAUUGCAUUUGGUCUCCAGGUUGUAAAUUAGAAGAUAUCGCACGAGGGUCUUCAGACGAAAACCACCUUUCCCUGAAUAUACAUCCAGCGCUUCACAGUGCAAAUAUAUCAUCUGAUCUCUCUAUUCUUGAAGAGUGCUCUCCUGGUGACUCAAAUAUUGCUUCACAUAGUAAAGAUCAUAGCGGUGAUGCAGUAAUUUCUUCUUCUGAGUAUGGGAAAUGUUUUACACACAAAUCAUCUCUUGUUAGACGUCAGCAAUGUCACACAGAUGAAAAUCCAUUUGCAUGCUCUGAGUGUGGGAAAUGUUUUACACGCAAAUCACAUCUUGUUAGACAUGAGAGAUGUCACACAGGUGAGAAACCAUUUCCAUGCCCCGAGUGUGGGAAAUGUUUUACAGAGAAAUCAAAUCUUCUUGCACAUCAACGACGUCACACAGGUGAGAAGCUAUUUGAAUGCUCUCAGUGUGGGAAAUGUUAUACACAGAAAUCAUAUCUUGUUAUACAUCAGAUAACUCACACAGGUGAGAAGCCAUUUGCAUGCUCUGAGUGUGGGAAAUGUUAUACACAGAAAUCAUAUCUUGUUAUACAUCAGAGAACUCACACAGGUAAGAAGUCAUUUGCAUGUACUGAGUGUGGGAAAUGUUUUACACAGAAAUCACAUCUGGUUAUACAUCAGAGACGUCACACAGGUGAGAAACCAUUUCCAUGUUCUGAGUGUGGGAAAUGUUUUACACAGAAAUCACAUCUUGUUAUACAUGAAAGAAAUCACACAGGUGAGAGGCCAUUUCCAUGCUCUGAGUGUGGGAAAUGUUUUACACAGAAAUCACAUCUUGUUAUACAUGAGAGAAGUCACACAGGUGAGAGGCCAUUUGCAUGUUCCGAGUGCGGGAAAUGUUUUAAAGAUAAAUCUGGCCUUUGUACACACACACAAUUUCACACAGAUGUGAAACCAUUUCCGUGUUCUAAUUGUGAUAAGUAUUUUACUCAGAAAUCAUCUCUUGUUACACAUCAGAGAAUUCACACAGGUGAGAAGCCUUUUCCAUGCUCUGAGUGUGGGAAAUGUUUUACACAGGCAUCAUCUCUUGUUACACAUAAGAGUAGUCACACAGGUGAGAAGCCAUUUCCAUGCUCUGAGUGUGGGAAAUGUUUUACACGGAAAUUACAUUGUGUUAUACAUGAGAGAAGUCACACAGGAGAAAAGCCAUUUCCAUGCUCUGAGUGUGGGAAAUGUUUUACACAUAAAUCAUCUCUUGUUAUGCAUGAGAGAAGUCACACAGGUGAGAAGCCAUUUACAUGCUCUGAGUGUGGGAAAUGUUUUACACAGACAUCAUCUCUUCGUAGACAUGAGAAAUGUCACACAGGUGAGAAACCAUUUCCAUGCCCCGAGUGUGGGAAAUGUUUUACAGAGAAAUCAAAUCUUCUUGCACAUCAACGACGUCACACAGGUGAGAAGCUAUUUGAAUGCUCUCAGUGUGGGAAAUGUUAUACACAGAAAUCAUAUCUUGUUAUACAUCAGAUAACUCACACAGGUGAGAAGCCAUUUGCAUGCUCUGAGUGUGGGAAAUGUUAUACACAGAAAUCAUAUCUUGUUAUACAUCAGAGAACUCACACAGGUAAGAAGUCAUUUGCAUGUACUGAGUGUGGGAAAUGUUUUACACAGAAAUCACAUCUGGUUAUACAUCAGAGACGUCACACAGGUGAGAAACCAUUUCCAUGUUCUGAGUGUGGGAAAUGUUUUACACAGAAAUCACAUCUUGUUAUACAUGAGAGAAAUCACACAGGUGAGAGGCCAUUUCCAUGCUCUGAGUGUGGGAAAUGUUUUACACAGAAAUCACAUCUUGUUAUACAUGAGAGAAGUCACACAGGUGAGAGGCCAUUUGCAUGUUCCGAGUGCGGGAAAUGUUUUAAAGAUAAAUCUGGCCUUUGUACACACACACAAUUUCACACAGAUGUGAAACCAUUUCCGUGUUCUAAUUGUGAUAAGUAUUUUACUCAGAAAUCAUCUCUUGUUACACAUCAGAGAAUUCACACAGGUGAGAAGCCUUUUCCAUGCUCUGAGUGUGGGAAAUGUUUUACACAGGCAUCAUCUCUUGUUACACAUAAGAGUAGUCACACAGGUGAGAAGCCAUUUCCAUGCUCUGAGUGUGGGAAAUGUUUUACACGGAAAUUACAUUGUGUUAUACAUGAGAGAAGUCACACAGGAGAAAAGCCAUUUCCAUGCUCUGAGUGUGGGAAAUGUUUUACACAUAAAUCAUCUCUUGUUAUGCAUGAGAGAAGUCACACAGGUGAGAAGCCAUUUACAUGCUCUGAGUGUGGGAAAUGUUUUACACAGACAUCAUCUCUUCGUAGACAUGAGAAGUCACAUAGAUGAGAACCAGCUAUUUUAAGACAUCAGAUAGUCACAGUUGAAUUUCUUUGGUAGACAAGAAACGAUGUAGCAUUAAUAUUUACAUGUAAGAAAAGUUAUAACAUUUGUUUAUUUAGCACCUUUUUCACUAUAAAGUGUUGCUAACACAUUGCGCAUAGGCCAAAAGCCGUUGAGGGCAGCUCUUAACAUGCGAUUUUUAGCAGUAGCAGUUUUAAGAAAAUGGCAAUUUCAGUCUCAAUAGCGAUCCACGCUGAUUGAGGUCCCAAAUCCCAUAUCACACACAUUAUUGUUUUAUUUUUAACCUUUGUUGGAGAAAACCAGAGUAAUCAGUGGCAAGCUAAACAAGCAAGAAGAGAACACACAAACUCCACACAAAUAGUGCCUUGGUAAGGAUCAUAUCUGAAGCAGCAGUUGUAACCACUAUGCAGCCAUGAAUAGUAAUAGUUCUUCCUUUGAAUAUAUGAUGAAAGCAGGCAUAAUUAAAUGUGCAGAGUGUAUUCAGAUCAGCGGCACUGCUAUGGGGGUAGUGAAUGCCCCCUAAUAUGAAACUUGUUUCCAGUGGUGGCUUCAGGGGGACAGGAUCAACCAAACCCUCACGUUACCAUUACUAGCAACACAGUCAGAGGGAGGGGUCUGGUGUGAGGGUGGGGCUACACAGCACAUGGUACAGCUCUGGCCCCUGUAUACACUAUGGUAGAUAGAAGGGGGGGGGAGCAGCCGCAGAGUAGCCAAUAUGCUGCCUGUUGUAUAAGAGGGAGGGGGCACUGUAUUGUGUAUGUGUGUGACCAUCUAAUUAUGGGCCUAAUUCAGACCUGAUCGCUCGCUAGGCUUUUUUUGCAGUCCUGCGUUCACAUAGUCGCUGCCCAUAGGGGAGUGUAUUUUUGUUUUAUGCGAAUGCAUGUGUAGCAGAGCUGUGUGAACAGAUCUUGUGCAGUCUCUGCGCAGCCGAGGACUUACUCAGUCACUGCGAUCACUUCAGCCUCUCCGGGACCGGAACUGACGUCCGACACCCGCCCUGUGAACGCUUAGGCACACCUGCGUUUUCCCAACCACUCCCUGAAAACGGUCAGUUGCCACCCACAAACGCCUUCUUCCUCUCAAUCUCCUUGCGAACGCCCGUGCGAAUGGAUUCUUUGCACAAACCCAUCGCUGAGUGGCGAUCCGCUUUGUACCCGUGGAACGCACCUGUGAAUUGCGGUGCAUACGCAUGAUAAUCGAUAAGGGAGGAGGGGUAAUGGAUAUCUUCUGCACUAGUGAAAAGUCAAUUAGUAUUUCAUUAAA